AUGGCCAGCCCUGGAAAGAUGCCUCCAGCAGGCCGUGCCCAUGGCCUGGGUGCCCGCAGGAGGAAGAGGACCACAUUCAGUCAAGGGCAGCUACUGGAGUUGGAACAGGCAUUUGCAGUACGGCCCUACCCUGAUAUUGGCACCCGGGAGCAUCUGGCCCAGGUCACCUGUCUUCCAGAGGCCAAAAUACAGGUUUGGUUCCAGAACCGGAGGGCCAAGAAAAUCAAGACUAGAAAGGCAGGAGGCCCGAGCCCCCAGCCUGAGGAUGAGAGAUCCCCUUCUCUUCCUGAUCCCCUUCAGCAGUCCCGGGCCCCAGGCCAGCCUCUGCCCUCGGCCAGCACACCAGCGGGUCAGCACAGCUGCAGUCCAGCAGCUUGUCCAGGGCAGGGCUGGGCAGGGGCUACGGUGGCUGUAGCGUGGGAUCCUGCCAGGGCUACAGGGGUCCACCUCCCUUCCGAGCGCCCUCCUCCCCAGACCUCACUGGGCAGCUUAUCGGAUCUCCUUCACGCCUCAGCCAUCGUCUCCAGCAUGCACCAUUCCUAA
Messenger RNA from Sorex fumeus (smoky shrew), 543 nucleotides. It is a transcript of the gene SEBOX, whose product is annotated as SEBOX homeobox. Gene Ontology annotation, molecular function: DNA binding. NCBI's taxonomy places the organism in Eukaryota, Metazoa, Chordata, Mammalia, Eulipotyphla, Soricidae. The transcript has 3 exons. Bases 1 to 543 code for a protein of 180 amino acids. The record is from RefSeq and is a predicted model, not a curated record.